This is a messenger RNA of Fulvia fulva, 270 nucleotides long. RefSeq lists its product as uncharacterized. Lineage: Eukaryota; Fungi; Ascomycota; Dothideomycetes; Mycosphaerellales; Mycosphaerellaceae. Bases 1 to 270 code for a protein of 89 amino acids. The transcript has a single exon. The record is from RefSeq and is a predicted model, not a curated record.
AUGUCGGCAGAGGACAUUGGAAUGGCAAUGACAGUGUCCUAUCAAGACGACCAGGGUGUGGAUUUAAUCACGUCUAUGGAAGCGGAUGGCAAUGGCGACGAAUGCUGCGCUUUUCUCAGUAAGCACUUUCUGAACCCUCCAAGACCUAGGCCGAAUCUUAGCAAGUGCAGUGUUCGUUUCGGGAGACCGCCUGGGCCGACGGCGCCUGACCCUGAGGCAGGAGGUUUCGGCAUUGUGGGAAGGGCGAAUGGAGAGACUGAGAAGUGCUAG